This is a messenger RNA of Penicillium odoratum, 1551 nucleotides long. Its product is annotated as sugar porter family MFS transporter. Gene Ontology annotation, molecular function: carbohydrate:proton symporter activity. The record is from RefSeq and is a predicted model, not a curated record. Bases 1 to 1551 code for a protein of 516 amino acids. Lineage: Eukaryota; Fungi; Ascomycota; Eurotiomycetes; Eurotiales; Aspergillaceae. The transcript is spliced from 4 exons. Gene Ontology annotation, biological process: transmembrane transport; carbohydrate transport. Gene Ontology annotation, cellular component: membrane.
AUGGGGCUCUUUUCCUUCCCUGAACUGAAUACCCGCUUGGGUACUUGGCGUGCCUAUCACUUGGCCGGCAUUGUCUUUAUUUCCUCUUUCCUAUCCGGUUACGAUGCAGGUAUCGCUGGUGGUAUCCUCACCUUCUCUUCCUUCGAAAGCGACUUUCGCUACUCUUCUGCACACGAGUCCAAGGUCUCUUCACUCACUGUUGGCUUGGAGCAGCUUGGCUCCUUCGUCGCCGCAGCUGUCGUUUAUCCAUUAACGAACAAGUUUGGAAGGAAAUAUGUGAUCAUCUCAGUUACGGGUAUUUUCUGCCUAGGCGUCAUUAUACAAGUCAUCAACACACACUCACUGGCAGCCUGGUAUGUGGGCCGCAUCGUCGCUGGUUUGGGCAUGGGUGGACAGAGUGUGGUGAUUCCCAUGUACUCGGCAGAAAUGACCCCUAAGGAGAUUCGUGGUCGCUGCGGUUCUUUCUAUCAAUGGAUGUAUGCGUGGGGGGUUUUCCUUGCGUACUGGGUUGACUAUGGUGUGAAGCAGAGUGCCUCGAUUUCCGGUACCACCCGCGAGUGGCAGAUCCCCGUUGGCCUCCAGCUAGUUUCUGGAGGUGCCCUGUUCAUAUUGACCUUCACACUGCCAGAGUCAAUCCGUUGGCUCUCAAUCCAGAAUCGCAACGAGGAGGCCUGGAAAUCAAUGGAGUGGAUGAGAGGUGGUGACAACCAGAAGACUCGCGAUGAGUUCGCAGAGACCCAAUUGGGUCUGCAGGCGGAGCGCGCUGAGCGGGAGGGCUUCUCUUUCCGCGAGCUUCUCGAACCUGCGAACCGCCUUCGUUUCUUUGUUGGUCCGAUGCUUUUCAUCUUCCAGAAUGCCACAGGAAGCAGUGCCCUCGCGGUCUUCGCGCCGCAGUACUUCAAGCUAGUUGCUGGUGGCAACUCGGAUAUGCUGCUCACUGCCUUGUUUGGUGCUGUCAAAGUUAUCGCGUGCUCAUUUUUCAUUUUCUUCCUUUCGGAGCGUCUGACUCGUCGUUCAUCUCUGAUAGGCGGAUCCCUGUUCAUGGGAAUCUGUAUGCUGAUCACAGCAUUGGUCGUUGACAAAACCCACACAACCAUUGACGGGAAUACCACUGCUGCUGGACGUGCGACGGUCGCUAUGCUUUAUCUUGACAUUAUGAUAUACAAUUGCUCUUGGGGUCCUAUGCCGUGGGCCUAUGUGCCUGAGAUCUUCCCAACUCGCAUCCGAGCUAUGGGAUUAGCUGUCAGUAUGCUGGCGCACUGGGCAACGUCAUUUUGCUUCUCUUUCGCUAGUCCUUACAUGAUCAAAAAUGUGGGUGCGAACACCUUCUUGAUCUUCAUGGGCUUUGACUUCGUCUCUGCUGUCUUCUGUUGGUUCUUCGUGAAAGAGACUCGUGGAAAGAACUUAGAGAAGGCGGCUGGUACUGAAUGGGAGGCUGUCGAGCGUAGCUCUGAUGAUGAGAAGGGUGGAGUGUUGAGUGCCAGUGGAAAGAGACUGCAACUUGUUAGUGUGCAUGAGAACUUUCACACCAACCUUCAUCAUUCCAAGUAA